AUGUAUGAACGAUGUCACCACAAAAUCAAGUUCCAUAGUUUGCCCGUCCUGCACACCCAUCCGUACAUGAAUUACAAAUUCGGCCGAGAAUGGUUAUCCCAUAGCACCUUAUCUUCAAACAAGGGUACUUUGUCCUGGCUCAUGUAUGGAAUCUUAGGUUGGUGGAUCCAAGUGAGCUAUUCUGGUAAAAACCCAGAAAGAGACCUUCUGUGGAACGAGGUACCAGAUGGAUUGAUGCAGACGACCAGGACUCGUGCAUAA
Messenger RNA from Botrytis fragariae, 261 nucleotides. RefSeq lists its product as uncharacterized. The coding region runs from base 1 to 261 and encodes 86 amino acids. The record is from RefSeq and is a predicted model, not a curated record. The transcript is spliced from 2 exons. NCBI's taxonomy places the organism in Eukaryota, Fungi, Ascomycota, Leotiomycetes, Helotiales, Sclerotiniaceae.